Molecule: messenger RNA, 987 nt
Organism: Lottia gigantea (owl limpet)
Lineage: Eukaryota; Metazoa; Mollusca; Gastropoda; Lottiidae
Exons: 1
Coding region: 1-987 (328 amino acids)
Molecular function (GO): nucleic acid binding
Source: RefSeq, a predicted model, not a curated record
AUGAGUGAUGAUGCGUUAUUCGCUUGGGAUUGCGAAACGUAUUCAGAAAAAGACACGCGAAGAGCAAUUCCUUAUGCCUGCACUUUAAUUAAUUUAGAAAAAGUAAGAAAAAUGUUAAACAGAAUAAAUAAUCUCUUUCCAGAUUUAAAGUCAUCAGAUCCCCUUCCAGAAGAAUUUUAUGAUAAACUAAUGAAUGUAGUAGAAAUAUUUGUAGGUACAGAUUGCAUAGAUCAAAUGUUGAAAUAUUUAGGUCAAUAUGAUAGAAAGAGAUUAAUAUUAAUUUCUCAUAACGGCAGUGGAUUCGACAACUGGAUCGUGCUUAAAAAUGCAAAAAAACUAACGCAUUGCCCUUUAAAAACACCCAGAGGAAUUCUAUAUUUUCCUUUAUCUAAUCCAUACACGGAUGAAGAUUUACAGAAAAAAUGGAAAAGACAGAAAGAAAUAAAGGGUAAUUAUUUACAACAUAUUAAUUUCACGUGUUCCUAUCAACACGAAUCCUCUAGUUUGGCUGCAUGGGGAAAUUCUUCCAAUCUUCCCGCGAAUUUGAGAAAGAUUGCCGACGUAGAUAUCGCUAAAUACACGCAAGACAACUGGGAGGAAUUGAGACACGAAUGGGAACCUUACGUCAAGAGAGACACUCUCUGUUUGGGAGCUUGUUUGAAAAAAUACAACCAAGUCACGAAAGAAGUUGUAAACCAGAAUAUGUCCAAUAAUCUAACGGCUCCAUCUUUAUCUUUAAAGGGUUGGUAUUAUUUAUAUCAUUACGAUAAAGAAAUGGUGGAAGAAGAAUGGUAUGAAACUACUAGAAUGGUUGCGAAACAUACCGAAAAAGAAAAUAUAGAAAAAGUUUAUUCGCACACAAAUCCUUUUAUAAGAAAUUUUAUCAGACGAUCUAUUAAAGGAGGAAGAGUUUCGGCAAAUAGAAAAUCAUUUGAAACGAACAAAAUGGAUGAAAUUUGUAACGUAUUAAAUAUAUACAGAACUUGA